Molecule: messenger RNA, 1923 nt
Organism: Cydia splendana
Lineage: Eukaryota; Metazoa; Arthropoda; Insecta; Lepidoptera; Tortricidae
Exons: 2
Coding region: 39-1061 (340 amino acids)
Molecular function (GO): protein binding
Source: RefSeq, a predicted model, not a curated record
UAGGUACGGACUAGCUGUGGGAGACACACACUUGCAUCAUGGCGCCUUACUCGAUCCUGCUACUGUUUCUAGUGGCUACCACAACAGCAUCUCCUAUAACCACUGGAGAUGUGCUAACUACCACCACGAACUCUACUGCUAGUGAAGACUUGCUGAUAAUAACGGAAAACUUCUUUCUCGAAACCAACGUCAAAUAUACUGGACAGCACGAUAUCGUCAACAUUAUCGUACCUCUCAACAAAAUAAACUUCGAAGAUGAUGACGAAGAGCGAUACAACAAUGAUAUAACAAUUUUCUUUGUUGAAGCCGAUUUAAAUGAUAAAGGCGAAAGAAAAGAUCAGGGAUUAUACGUCCUCAAAAACGGUAAAGCCACUAAAAUACUAGAUAAUGGAAGGGACGCUACAGCUUUAAAUGACGAUAGUACAAAGGUAUAUCUUGGUGCGUCUGACGGUAUUUAUGUAUACGACGAUACAAAUGGUAAAACUAAUAAGUACGGAACUCUCACUGAUAAUAUAAUCCAAAUAGAGGCUGAUAAUAAAACAGGCGUCAUAUAUUUUCUAACAAACGACCAUGAAGUAUUCUCUGUCGCUGACGAAGGAAAAAAGAAAAAUAAAGUUAACCUUAAAGAUGUUAGAGAAAUCGCCAUUGAUUAUAAUAGCAAUCUGUAUUAUUAUGAUAAUAAUAAAGACUUGUACCUGUGUAACCUAAACCAUGGUGGUGUCCAGAAAAUUGAAGGUAUACCAAGUCGAAACAGUAUCAAACUGAUCCGACCAAUGUUUGCUCAAGAGGAUGGCGUUUUUGCUAUUAUAGAUGAUGUUAUAUAUUUGCUGAACGCUGAUAGGACUGCAGAGAAAAGUAAAGGAAGUUUAGAAGUAAAACCAUCCGCAUAUGCCCCUGAAGCUACGUUAAUACAUUAUUAUGCACUUGACAAAAAAAUAUACGAAUUCAAUGUGCUAGCAAUUAUUAGUCCGGAACUUGAAGAGUUGAAAGACUUUUUAAAUGACAAGAAAAAUGAAAUACAAAAUAUUGCGACGAAGUCAAGAAGUUCCUUUGGGGCGUGAAAUUAAAUGUACAUACUAUAUUUAUGAUUAAAAUUACUAUUUUUAUUUCUCUUUAUUCUACCCUGGGGAAUAGAUUCCAGAAAUCUACAAGUGUGUUGCCUUAAAACUAAUAAACUUUCGGCGAAAAAGUCCUGCACUUAGGUAUGCAAUUUUAUGUUUAGGUAUGUUAAUUAUGUUAUUUAAAGAUAUCAUUUAAAUCUUUUAUGGCGAGUACAUACCUAAAUACAAUGUCUGUGAAUUCUAACUUGUGAUUUAAGGUAGACAGACGUCCACAGGGCCGCAUCGCACGCAACGGAUAUUUGCGUCCACUGAUCGGUACUGCGGAUUAGUGGACGCACUUAUGUGACUUCUAUACAAAGAUUACUAAAAAUCCGUUGUGUGCGAUCCGAUGCGGCCCUGUGGACGUCUAUACCUUUAAUUAAUCAACACAAUAUUAACUCACAUUUAUAGACGGGUCUAACGCGAAUUUUAUUCAAUUACCUUGAUUUACCGACGUUUCGACACAGGUUUCACUGGUCGUGGUCGCGGCUGACUGAUGUCCCAGCAAAAUCAAAAGGUAAUUGAACAAAAUUGGCGUUAGACCCGUCUAUAAAUGUGGGCUUUAAUCAACACUUUGGUAAAUGAACUUUCAAGUUCAUUUUUGGGCCAUUAUUUGGAACUCCAAGGGCAAUCCAAAAGCAAUGCAUUAAAUGACGAUUUGCUGGUGACAACUGAAACUCACCAAAAAAAGGAACCCUGUUUUGGUACUAGUGCGGUUCAUUAUGACUGAACUUGGGGUCGUAAUUAGGUCACCUGACGAAAUAAAUGUGUUAUGUUGUUUUUUUUUUAAAUUAAGUAAUAAAUAGACGGUGGUAAUUUUUUA